AUGAACAUGGAAGAAAUGGAGGGGACUGAGACUGGGACUGAGAGAGAGGAUUUGGAACCACGGCAGAAUUGGGAUGAAAGUGAGGAGGAUUCAAAGAAAAUCCAAUCAUGGACAAAGCAGAUCACGUUACGGGGACUGAUUGCAAGCAUACUGAUUGGAGGCAUCUACAGCAUCAUAGCCAUGAAACUAAACCUUACAACUGGACUUACUCCUCACCUCAAUGUCUCCGCUGCUCUUCUCGCAUUUGUGUUCAUGCGUACAUGGAUAAAGUUGCUUUCCAAAGCCGGAAUUGCCUCAGCUCCUUUCACUCCGCAGGAGAAUACUAUGAUACAAACCUCUGCAGUCGCAUGUUAUAGCAUUGCUGUUGGAGGCGGAUUUGGGUCUUAUCUCUUGGGAUUAAACAAGAAGACAUAUGAGCUGGCAGGAAUUGACACUCCAGGAAAUUCUCCAGGGAGCUACAAGGAACCUGGGAUUGGUUGGAUGAUCGGCUUUCUUUUCCUAGUUUGUUUCAUUGGUCUCUUUGUUUUGAUUCCUCUCCGAAAGAUCUUGAUAGUUGACUAUAGAUUGACCUUUCCAAGUGGAAUGGCAAGUGCAGUUCUUAUCAAUGGAUUUCAUACACUUGGAGACAAGAUGGCUAGGAAGCAAGUACGCGGGUUCAUGAAAUUCUUCUCAUUCAGUUUUUUGUGGGGUUUUUUUCAAUGGUUUUACACUGGAAAAGAAGAAUGUGGAUUCUCACAGUUCCCUACUUUGGGAUUGCAAGCUUGGAGGCAAACAUUCUACUUCGAUUUUAGCAUGACAUACGUGGGAGCUGGAAUGAUCUGUCCCCACGCAGUGAAUUUGUCUCUGCUUCUUGGAGGUGUACUCUCAUGGGGUAUGAUGUGGCCACUUAUUCAUAAACUUAAAGGAGAUUGGUUUCCUGCUGAUUUACCAGAAACCAGUAUGAAGAGUCUAAAUGGUUACAAGGUUUUUGUCCCCAUUGCUCUCAUUCUAGGAGAUGGCCUUUAUAAUUUCAUCAAGAUCAUGCUCUUCACACUCAUAAAUAUCCACGGGAGAUUGAAACAAAAAAACCUCAACUCAGCUGCUGGUAGCCAGAACAAGGCCCUUGGUGAUUUAAAACAAGACGAAGUCUUCAUCAGAGAAACCAUUCCCAUGUGGAUAGGAGCUGUUGGCUACGUCGCCUUCGCCAUUAUUUCUAUCAUUGCCAUUCCGUUCAUAUUCCCUGAGAUUAAGUGGUAUUAUGUCAUCGUAGCCUACGUUUUUGCACCAUCUCUAGCCUUCUGCAAUGCAUAUGGAGCUGGUCUGACUGAUAUAAAUAUGGCAUACAAUUAUGGUAAAGUGGGUCUAUUUGUGCUAGCUGCAUUGGCUGGAAAAGAACACGGCGUGGUGGCAGGGAUGGCUGGGUGUGGUCUGAUCAAGUCUGUUGUUUCUGUUUCUUGCAAUCUGAUGCAAGAUUUCAAAACAGGUCAUCUUACUUUCACGUCCCCUCGGGCAAUGCUUCUGAGUCAGGCCAUUGGCACAGCUAUAGGUUGCAUAGUGGCCCCACUCAGCUUCUUUCUAUUCUACAAAGCGUUUGAUGUGGGCAAUCCAAAUGGAGAGUUUAAGGCUCCUUUUGCAAUAAUUUACAGAAACAUGGCGAUUCUUGGUGUUGAAGGCUUCUCAGCUUUGCCCCAGCACUGCUUGCAACUUUGUUACGGUUUCUUUGCCUUUGCAAUUGUAAUUAACCUUGUGAAAGACUUUUCUCCGAAGAAGAUAGGGAAGUGGAUGCCAAUACCAAUGGCCAUGGCAGUACCCUUCUUAGUUGGCGCUUACUUCGCUAUAGACAUGAGUAUUGGUACUCUGGUUGUGUUUGCAUGGCAAAAGCUUAACAAUCAGAAGGCAGAGCUGAUGGUUCCAGCAGUUGCUUCUGGUUUAAUCUGCGGUGAAAGUAUGUGGAUCCUUCCUGCAUCAUUUCUUGCCUUGGCUAAAAUCACUCCCCCCAUUUGUAUGAAAUUCUUGGCUUCUUAGUGAUAGUUAAAAUAAAGGGUGGCUCAACUCCACCAGACUUCUAUCACUGCAAGGUCUAGAGAGGGAACAAGAUGUAUACAGCCUUAUUUCUGCAUGUGGAGAUACUAUUUCUGUGACUCGAACCACCCUUGAAGCUCAAAUUAUAAUGAAGCACUACUUUGCGUAGCACCAAAGCCCACCCUCUUUAUAAAGAUAGGUCUGUUUUUAAACUUUGUUCUAAGUGUCUUAAGUUGGUGUGUAAAGGACUUUGAGGUCCCCUAAAGUAAUUCUGUUGAGGGGAAAAAAUGAGUCACACAAAGAUGAUGAAUGUAAG
Messenger RNA from Ilex paraguariensis (yerba mate), 2317 nucleotides. The record is from the annotation of a GenBank genome assembly. NCBI's taxonomy places the organism in Eukaryota, Viridiplantae, Streptophyta, Magnoliopsida, Aquifoliales, Aquifoliaceae.